GUUUCACCACGGAAGCUGAGUUGAGAAAUGUUGCGUUAGAGUUUCAAAGAAUUAUCGUUUAUAAUCGGAAAGCUAAGGGUUUCGAAAGAAGAGGUACAUUUUAACAACAUCUGAUUAAACUGGUGGAAAUCACGGAGGGGCAAAUAUGAUGCAUAACUGAUUGGCCACAGAUGACAACAGUGCUGGUAUGGUUGGUUGCUACAGAUAAGAUCCCACUAUGAAGUGUCUGCUGAUAGCCAGCGAGAGCGCUGAGGUCCUCUUCUAUUGGACAGACCCAGAGUUUGAACUCAACAUCCAGGAGCAGUAUGGAGCAUCACAGGAAGAGGGGGAGAAGCCACCAGCAUUUGAGGACAGCAUCAACACUCUGUUUGCCCCCAUCAUCAUCUCCUGCAGUACCAUGGUGGACAGACUGGGAGACAGCUAUACAUCCUUUAGUACUGAGAACAACCACACCUAUGUGCUACAUCAGUUUGAGGAGUGUCUGUACAUCGCUGUGAACGGAGACCAAGAAGAGGGCGAGGAGGAUCUGAAGAGGAAGAUUUACGUGAUGAAGAAGAUGAUUGAGGUCCAAUUCGGCAUGGUUACCCUCAGCAGCACCCUGAUCAGGAAAGAGCUGCGUCCUCAGGACACAGAGCAGAGGACCAAUCUAUGGAAAUAUCUACAGAGCCUCCUGGAGACCUACAGCCGCCUUCGAGAGCAGGACCAGAGCUUUUUAGUAGAGGCAGUAGAGAGGUUGAUCCAUCCUACUCUAUGUGAACAAUGUAUAGAGUUUCUGGAGCGUCGCUUGGUGCAGCAGAUCAACAGUAGUGUGGAGAGAGCAGGAGAGGAGGUCCUUCAUGCAUUCAUACUGGUGCACACCAAACUACUAGCCUUCUAUUCCAGUCGUAACGCUAGUACCCUCACCUCGUCUGACCUGCUUGCUCUUAUCGUCAUGGUGCAGAACAUGUAUCCUAGCAACAUCGACCUGGAGGAUACUGCCCCCGAGGAUGUGGAGAACACCUCAGCCCCAGAUAUAUUCUACACUCCAGAGCCUUCCCCUACUAAUAGGGACUCAGGGACUGACAGGGACUCCGUUAAUUCAGGCAGGCAUGAGGAGAGCAGGCAUGAAGAGAGCUGUCAUGUGGGCAGCGGUACUCCUGUGUUCCAGUUUUUGGAUCCAGACAUUCAGAUGGCGGAGGACAGUCUCCGGACCCUGGAAGCUCCUCCCCCUGACCCCUCGAACCCUAGCAGAGUCUUCCUAGAGGUCACGCUGAAGGAGGGCUGCUAUCCCAUGAUGCCUCACUCCAUGUACUGUCUGCCACUCUGGCCGGGCAUCACGCUGGUGCUGCUCACUAAGAUACCUAACAGUAACCUGGCCAUGUCAGUCUAUGUGUUCCUGGAGGCAUUUGCUAAGUUGGAGAAGCGUCUGAGUGAAGGUCUGGAGGGGUCAGCGGCCCGCGGCCAGACGUCCAUACAGGACCUCCGCAACAAACUGGACAAGUUCAUUAGGGCAUUGGGAACCUCAGACAUACAGACGUCCCAGCUACAGAGUGUGUGGACAGAGUUUAAGAGCCGGGCAUUCACCAGAGGAGGACCUGGCUUCAGCAGGGACCUGGUCCCCUGGUGUCGUACUAUGAAGAGCCAGCUGUGUGGAGUCUACAGACAGUGUUUCAUCACAGAGAACACAGUUGGAGGAGGGAGUCCACAGCGUCUAUCACCCAGUCUACAGGACAGAGCUCUCACCAUGGUGCAGGAGAAGUUGAUGGAUUGGAAAGACUUCCUGUUGGUGAAGAGUAAGAGAAACAUCACCAUGGUGUCGUACCUUGAGGAGUUCCCGGGCCUGAUCCAUUUCAUCUACGUCGACCGCACCGCUGGUCAGAUGAUCGCUCCUUCUCUCAACAUCACGGACCGUGCAACCUCUGAGCUAGGAAAGGGGCCACUGGCUCACUUCAUAAAGGGCAAGGUAUGGGAUCUGGUUAAUACAUCGAGGAUUUACCUACAGAAGGGUUAUUCCACUGUCACUCUGAGAGAUGGAGACUACUUCUUCUGCUACUUCCUCUGGUUCGAAAACGAAACGGGCUACAAACUGGAAGUAAAGGACCUGCCAAUCCUGCCCAACGACUCCGCCCCCAUCGGAAUGCUGGCCUGGGACUACUACAGGAAGCUGUUGCGCUACUACAGUAAGAGCCACCGGGAGGUGGUGAAGUGUUAUGAGCUGCUGACAGUCCAUCUAGGAGUCAUCCCUACAGAGUACAUACUACAACACUGUAGUCAACUAGCACGCAACUCUGGGAGCCUCACGUAUACCCCUACUGUAGGAGACACACACACACACACACACACACACACACAUAUAGAUCACUGAUUGUACAAAACAUUAUGUACACCUGC
Salvelinus sp. IW2-2015 is the source of this 2370-nucleotide messenger RNA. Lineage: Eukaryota; Metazoa; Chordata; Actinopteri; Salmoniformes; Salmonidae. The record is from RefSeq and is a predicted model, not a curated record.